AUGCCGGAUACGCCGUCGGAUGCGUUAUGGCGUAUCGCCGCUUUUGCCUUUAUCAUGCUUCUAUCCGGGCGUGAUCGUUGGUGGAUUGUGUUCAUUGUGUAUUCUAUCUACCGCCUUACUCGUACGGAGCUUUUCGAUCGAAUUCGACGGACAUUGAGAAGAGAUUUAUCGGGUAUCUAUCUUCUUGUGCGUGUGAAAUUGGAUAUUAAUCGGCGUUUCAAAGCGAAUCGCCCGAUACACGAGGUGUUUCUAGAACAGGUGCGGAAGCAUCCGCAAAAAUUAGCUUGUGUUGAAGUGGAAACGGGUCGGCAGAUCACUUAUGACGAGCUGAAUAGCCUCACGAAUAGAUAUGCCAAUUAUUUUGAUGUGAGUGACGGUUUUCUCAGUUAUAGCUGUAAGGUGGCUAGCCGUCAAGUGAACUCUAGCUCCGCAAUAUUGACCUGCCCGCACGCUGAUAAGACACGAUAUGCGGUCAACAACUUGUUUGCAAUUAUUAUGAACUAUAGAAAGUGGUACAUUGGCGACCACAGUCUAGGCUAUAAGAAAGGGGAUGUUGUAGCUUUAUAUAUGGAGAACUGUAUCGAUUUUUUCGCGCUGUGGCUAGGUUUAUCCAAGAUAGGAGUUGUGUCAGCGUUCAUCAAUUCGCAUCUUAAACUGGAACCAUUGGCCUAUUCGAUUAAUGUGGCUAAAUGUAGAGCUAUUAUAACGCGUUCAACACUUCUGCCU
This is a messenger RNA of Ostertagia ostertagi, 726 nucleotides long. NCBI's taxonomy places the organism in Eukaryota, Metazoa, Nematoda, Chromadorea, Rhabditida, Trichostrongylidae. The record is from the annotation of a GenBank genome assembly.